Molecule: messenger RNA, 5261 nt
Organism: Rubroshorea leprosula
Lineage: Eukaryota; Viridiplantae; Streptophyta; Magnoliopsida; Malvales; Dipterocarpaceae
Source: the annotation of a GenBank genome assembly
AAAUUAGAUUGGACCCGACCCACUUCCUAUGAAAAGUCCCAAAAUCCGAUUUUGUAUCGGGUUAACCCGCCGGUGGCUUCAAGAUGCCAUCUUUCCCUCUAAUUUCGAACUCUCACUAGGGUUUAUCAUCGUCUAACUUCUGCUAUCUGCACUGUGGGAGAUUAGGGUUUUUCUUUUUCUUUUUCUUCUUCCUUCAUGAAUAUGAUUCCAACGGAAGCUUUAAACUGACAAAGGUAGAAGGCUGAAGUUGAUUGAACAAUGGCCUCGGAGGUUCCAGGAGCAACGGAGGCUGGCGCUUCUGGAGCACCGGCGGACGAUAUUCAAGUCCCACCCUGCUGUCAAUCGUGGAGGAAGAAAUACUUAAAUGCAGAAAAAGGGAGGAGAUUCCUCAAGCAAGCCAUGCCGUUGUAUGAUAGGAAAAUUGAUGAGCUUGAGGUGGAGAACGCCAAUCUCAAGAAAGCAAUUGAGGAAUUGCAGGUGCAGGCAAACAUGGAGAAAGAUGGUAGAGAAAAUGAAUUGGCCGCAAAAACCUCUUUAGAGAUGGAGAUCACUGCUAUGAAGUCUAAGUUAUCUUGCUUAAAGCAGAAAGAAGUAACAGGUGGUCAAGAUAAAAAUGAAGAGAUAAAGGUUCUUCAAGAUCUAGUUUCUGAUAGAGAGAAGGAAAUCAAUUGUCUGAAGGAGCUGCUUGAGACAGAGAAGAGAAGGGUGGAUUCUGAAAAAAAGAAUGCAGAAGUGGAGAAGAAGAAAACUGCUGAAACAUUGAAAUGCCUGAAAGCUGAGAAGGGUAAGACUGAUGAAGAAAAGAGGGUUGCCAAUCUGGAAAGAAAGAGGGCUGAAGACUAUAAGCUUCAAUUGGAGGCAUUGAAUAAAAAAAUUCAUGAAACAAACUCCAAGCUGGUUUCUGAGAUGUCAAAGCUUAAAGAGGCAAGUAAAGAACUUGAAGCAGAAAGAAUGAAGGCUAUUGAUGAAAGAAAACAUGCAGAUUUGGAGAUGUCUAAAGCACAAAAGCAAAGGAAACUUGCUGAAGAAAAUGUGAAAAAGGCUGAUGAAGAAAGGAGGGUUGCCAAUCUAGAAAGAGAGAAGGCUGAAGGCUAUAAGCUUCAAUUGGAGGCAUUGAAUAGAGAAAUUCAUGAAGCAAAUGCCAAGCUGGUUUCUGAGACGUCAAAGUUAAAGGAGGCAAGCAAAAAUCUGGAAGCAGAAAGAUUCAAAGCUGUUGAAGAAAGAAAACGUGCAGAUUUGGAGAUGUCUAAAGCACAAGAGCAGAGGAAGCUUGCUGAAGCAAAUAUGAAAAGGGCUGUUGAGGAAACACUGCAUGCUGACUCUUUGUCUAAGCAGUUGCAAGAUGCUAAAAGAAGGAUUGAGGAACUGAAGGAGACACAUAAACUUGCUCUCUCCAAAAAAUCAGGUGAGGUUACUUUUGACCAACAGGAUACAAAUAUUGAUGACAAAUCUUCAAAGAAUGAAAAUGCACCUCAUUUGGUUUCGGAGUUGCUGCAAUCUGGCUCAGAAAAGGAGUUUAAAAUUGAAACAGGGAAGGCUAUUAGUGAGAAAAAACAGGAAGUUGCAGAGAUGAAGAAAGAAGAACAGAAAAAAAAGCUUGCAGAUGCAAGUAAGAAAAUGGCUAUGGAAGAAAAAUCUCGUGCUGAUUGCCUGUCUAAACAGCUGGAAGAAGCUAGGGUGAAGAUAAGAGAACUACAGAAGCAGAUAGAUACAUUUUCGUACUCUAGAUUAAAAGAUCAUGCUUUGACUGAUGCAAAUGAAAAAGAUACGAGUGCUGAAACUGCUAAAAGAAAGCAUUUGAAAAAGCAACUCAAGUUUCAAAAGCAGAAAGUAAAGCAUGCCAAAGAAGUGGCUGAGUUGGAAAGGUUUCGUAGCAGUAUUCUGCAACAAGAACUUUGUGGCUUGAAGCUGAAUUUGGUGCAGUUUUAUCAACGCUUGGAUUUAAUGGAUAAAUGUUUCUCAACCCGCACCGGUGGUAAAGAGGAUGUUGAAAAGCCUGAGGACAUCACGAAUUUGCAAGGGUUAGAGUUGAAGGGAAAGUUAUGCAGUUUAAGAUCAUGUCAAACGAACCUUCAGGAUGAAAAUCAACUUCUCACAGGUAAUUGCAUGGGUGUAACUGCCUCUAACCCUCAAUGGGGAACAUUUCAACAUUCUUCACCUCUGCUUCCUCUAUACGGAGGGAGCUAUAAUAAAUCAAUCUCAGUUACUGAUUCUCAGUUGGAGUCUCUGCUUGGAGGCUCUAACCAAAAAAUGUUACAGAGUUCUGCAAUAAAUUCCAGCACAGCAUCUUUUUCUGAUAGACAGUUGGUGGGCUCACAGGAAAAGGGUAGUUUAUCUGUUGGCACACCUGCAAGACAGGGAGAAGAGAACUUGAAUGGAGACUUGUCUGCUGAAGUUGCUAAAAAGAGAGACAAUAAAAAUCUUGCUGUGGUUGCUGAAAAUAGUGUUAGAAGUCCUCUUUCUACUGAUGCUGGGGCCAAAGUUGUUGUGCGUAAUAGGAAGAGAAAACAGAUACCUGAUGCAAUAGAAUCUAUUGAGCAUUCAUGCUCUGAGAUUAAGAAGUUUUACACGAUCGUAGAAGAUGAUCUAUCUGUCUUGCGUGGAAUGCUCAGAGGAAGAACGGAUGAAUCAUCUGAUAAGGUAAAGCAUUUUAGACCUAAUUCACAGUCCUAUUCCCAAGCUAAGCAUGAUUUUUCUCACAAAAAGAGAAGAAAAUCUCAUGAUGAGAAAGUAGUUAUGCCACAUGAUGACUGUGGGCAGCCAAAGCAGAAGGAAAAACUAGAUACGGUAGUCCAGGAAGAUGCAAAUGUAUUCCAACAACCCUCUAGACUUGUUGAUUACCCUACUGAAACAGAAGAGGUGCACCAAGAUGUCCUUUGCUGUUCUAUUCCAACUGAUGCUAGUUUUGAGGACGUGGUGAAUGGAGACUACAUGAAGUUGCUCAAUUUGGAUAAUGCUGGUGAUGAGAAAUGUUACAGGAUGGCGAUGGAAGUGCCUCUAUCUCCUACUCUUCCUGAGAUUAAGUUUCCUGGCCCUGAAUCAUUUGAAACUGAUAAUUUUAAACCUUUAGUUGAUGAGAGCAUCCAGGAAGGAUUCUGUCAUGAGAAGAAAAGUUUCACAUCUUCUUGCAGUUUUGAUGUCAUUGAUGUGGAAAUUGAUUCUAAUAGGUUGAGAUAUAAUAAGUCACAAACUGUGGACCAGUUAGUUCAACUUGAUAAUGAGGCUUCUCUUGACAUUCUAGUGAGUAGCAGAAGUAAUUUGUGUGAUACUAUGCCUGCAGGGGGAGCUGGUGUUCAAAGCUCUCAAACAGAGGUGGAAACUGAACCUUCUCCUGGUAAUGAAAGGAUGAAGAUUUCAUCUGAAAGUAAAUUUGGAUCUGCAGGUGAGAGUAUGCCAGGAUACUGUUUUGUGUUUUCUAAUGUAAAGGAAAGUAACAGUAUCUCUAGAAUUAUUUGUGCCACAAGAAGUUGUGAGGCUUGGUGCUCUUUGGCCAGUCAAACAGAUUUUAUGGUGCAUAAGAUUGCACUUGCUCUUAAAAUGGAAGAGAAACUAUCAGCCAGGGAGAAGGUUUGUGUUUUCUUCUCAUUGUUGCUUCUCAACUACACCAUGGCAACUUCUCAGAAGUGCUCUACGAGUAGAGAUUUCAUCCCCUGCUUAAAGUCUUUUGCUGGACACAUAAAUGCAGUGAUGUAUGAUGCGGAGGGGAGGACCCUUUUUUCUGAAUUAUGUCUGGUUGAACUGCUGGGUCUCAUUCAGGAUUUCCUUCUAGAUGGAAGAUUAAUGCUUUAUACUGCUGUCCCUUCUGGAACUGUUGCUGAAAGUGAUUUGAUAAUUAAUGAUGUUGCUGGUGGUGUAAAUUCAAUGUGGUCCUCUGUAGCAGCUUCAGCUGACCAAUUGGUAGCAGGGAGCAUAAUAUUUUCUUCAAUAUGUGCAGCUAUAGGCCAUGCUGAGUUUAUUUGUGAGGCUGCUUACAACAUUUUGCGGAAGCAUAUGUAUGAUACCUCAGUGGUUCUGACUAUUCUUCAUGUUUUUGCUUACCUGGAUGAGGAUAAAAUUUUCAGCUCAAGAAAAUAUAAUUUAACAGCAAUUGUUUUAAAAUCCUUGGUCUUGUUCCUUGAAAGAGAAAGUUCAUCUGAUGAUGCAGUUUCCUGUCCUUCUAAGUUCUAUCAGUGUGCUGAUUGCCCAUUUUCAAAGGAUGUGGCAUCUGUGGAGGUUGUUAUGUCAAUACUCUUAAAAGAGCUUAAUGCUUACUCGGGAAUAAUGAUGCAUCAAGAUCUGACGGCAAAUUCAUCAAAUUCAACUAUCCUGAUCCAUAAGGACAAGUUUGGACAAUCUUCAGGGUGUAAUGAGGUCUCUUGUGUCCUUGACAUGAAUUCUGAUGUAUCUUGUUAUUUAGACAAGUCAAGGAUAUUUGAUAAACAGUUGGAAAUUUCUUCAGAGAGGACCUUGUGUCACAUAACUGAUGUUUUAUCAUUGGUGGAACUCCUUGCAAGCAAAAUGAGCUGGACUUGGACAUGCAGUGAAAUCAUCACACCGCUGUUGAGAAUGUUGGAUUCACCACUGCCUGAUGGCUUGACUGUUUCUAUUCUCAUUCUUCUUGGUCAACUAGGGAGGCUUGGAGUUGAUGCAGUUGGAUAUGAAGAUAAAGGGAUGGAGAACUUAAGAAGUCAAUUGUCUGUUUUUUUGUGGCGGGAUACUACCAUCAGAGCUGGUCUUCCAAUCCAGAUUGCAACCAUUUCUGCUAUGCUUGGGCUUCUUCCUUUCAGUGUAGUGGAAGUUGUUAAGGAUAAUACAAAGCCUCCAGAGAUUGCAAGUCAUUCAGGUCCUGUUGAUCUUAUUGGAAGCUGGCUUCAUUCGUUAACUGAGGAGCAACGAGCCUUGACAAUUAGCCUCCUUCAAUCAACUGGUGUAAUUUCAAAGUGAGAAAGGUGCAUUCCUAGACGAAGAGACAGUGUUUUUGCAGAAAUAUAUUAGUUUAUGCAAAAUGCUUUGUUAGAUGAGGAUUUAUGUAUGGUAGUCCCUGAGCAGUUUUUCACACUGGUGGGCUUUGACCACCAUUUGUGACUGAUGAGUUGUCUUGGCUCGUAAAUGUCUGACGAAAAUAAUGUAGUUCUUAUCAGAAGACUGACCUUGGAGAUUCAGAUUGAUGUUUUGUAGCACAAAAUUUUGACAUCCGAAAAACGAAUAUUUUAACUGUUGAAGUGAGUAAUGGAAUUCAAAAUUUUGUUGUUUUUGUUUCUUAAUAAUGUUCAUUAUGGUAG